GAAGAAUGGGUAAGCCUGCGGGCUACGCCCGCGAAGCCAGCGUGCAAGAUGCAUCUGGUAGUGCGACGGCUACUGUCGGUCACUGCUUUCCUGGCUGCCAUCGCCCGUGCGAAGCGGGCGAACGAAUAUCUCUUUGCGCGUAAUGGCUUGAGCGUUUUCAGAGAACUCGCCAGGAGUUCUCAUUCGUUGAUGAUGAAAAGGCGGGCAGCCAGGAAGCGGAGCCAUUGGCGCGGUGCCGCUCGUCGCACUUCUGGUCAGCCGGUGGGAACCUACGUACCUACCUAUACAUGCGCCGGGUACAAGUCGUUACCCGCGCCCAGACAUCGUAUCGUGUACCCUCGUCUUUUCUUGAUUUAUUACAUACCUGGGCCGAUGAAAUACACCUACAGCAUUGUGGAGGCUGCCGCCCUCUGGGCGGGCGUAGAUUUCGCUAUUAUCAGGGAGCGCAUGGAUUCUGCGGACAUUGCCGCUAUCGAGGCAGGGUAUGAGGAAGACAAACGCACUGCGUUUGUAGCCGAGUUCGAGGCCGAAGAUACGUGGCGACAGCAACGGAAAGCCUGCUCGCAGUGCGAACUGGAGGCACAGUGCCCAGACGGUCUCCUUGCUCCGUAUUCCCUAGAUGCGCCGGAGUUGCUUGGCUUGCAAUGCCCUCAGGGAUUUCAUAGCAAACCCGGAGAAGAUGCUCCCACAUCUCGCACAGUAACAAAGCGAAAGUUCGAGACUCGAUUACUUCCACACCCAGGAGAGUUCGAUGACCUGCCGGACUUCGAGCGGCGUCUUGGGUGGUUGCAGACCGCGUUGAAUUUGGGUGACCUUGAUGGUACGCCAGAAAUUGUCCGCGCAUCUGAUUUGCGUGGAUGGCUUCAUAAGCAUUUUCCUGACCACACGAGUAGCUUUGUCGAAACGGACGGUGCAGAAAUAAAAAAAUCCGUUAGCGAAAAAAAGAGCGUGACAAUUAACAAUAUUUCUGGAAAACCAUCCAAAUUGGAGACCGAACUCAGGGAGGCUAUUCGUUUAGCCGGGGGGCGAGUUCAAGGUAAUACCGAUGCAAUUUGGAAGUGUUUAUCCAAACUCGCUGAUGAGAAAUUCGGAUGCCUGGAAGGCGUCAGCCAGGACGGAAUCGCAUAUAAAGGCGACAAAUACUACAGCAGUCUCGCAAGAAAUCCCAAAAAUCCAGUCUUCAACUACCUGGAUAGAGGUGAUUUGUCGGACAGCCUACGAACAUUCCGCAAGCGCGAAAGGUCGUAG
Molecule: messenger RNA, 1248 nt
Organism: Enterobius vermicularis (human pinworm)
Lineage: Eukaryota; Metazoa; Nematoda; Chromadorea; Rhabditida; Oxyuridae
Source: the annotation of a GenBank genome assembly